AUGCCCCACAGUUCCGACAGCAGCGACUCCAGCAGCUUCAGCCAGUCUCCCCCUCCCAGCAAGCAGGACUCUUCUGAUGACAUGAGGAAAGUCCAGAGGAGGGAGAAGAAUCGCAUCGCUGCCCAGAAGAGCCGCCUGAGGCAGACCCAGAAAGCAGACACGCUGCACUUGUCCAUCCUGACGUCCGCUCCACCGCCCCCAGAAGUGCUUUACGCCACGCAUUCCUUCCACCAGCCCCACAUCAGCUCCCCACGCUUCCAGCACUGA
This is a messenger RNA of Opisthocomus hoazin, 267 nucleotides long. NCBI's taxonomy places the organism in Eukaryota, Metazoa, Chordata, Aves, Opisthocomiformes, Opisthocomidae. The record is from RefSeq and is a predicted model, not a curated record.